Micropterus dolomieu (smallmouth bass) is the source of this 1930-nucleotide messenger RNA. RefSeq names its product translin-associated factor X interacting protein 1 (gene tsnaxip1). The record is from RefSeq and is a predicted model, not a curated record. Bases 174 to 1511 code for a protein of 445 amino acids. The transcript has 11 exons. Lineage: Eukaryota; Metazoa; Chordata; Actinopteri; Centrarchiformes; Centrarchidae. Gene Ontology annotation, cellular component: cytoplasm.
GAAAACCAGUUAGGCGCGCCGCGGUCUACUAUAUGGGUCUUGGUGCGUGGUCCGUCCUUGUUACCAUGGAAACCCCUUUACAACGUUGUGAGCUGUGAUGCUAAAGCUAACCUUGAGGUAAACGGACCAAACUCCAACCAUUUAAGAACAAGUGCGUGUUGUUCAGCCUUCAGAUGUCACCACACAAAUAUAUUAAAUUUCCACCUUUAACACCGACCCAACAACAAAGACUUACAUAUGAUCAUAGUCUACAAAAUUACACUGUUCAGACAUCAGAGGAAGGCCAAGAAGGAGAAAGUGCUGGUGCUGUUUCUGUCCAACCUGCAGCGAGAAAGGUUUGCUGGACAGGUAGCAGUUACAUUUAUGCAGGCCUGGGGAGAAAGCCUCAACUCCUGAUGCACCUGGAGAGCCAUGUGAACAAGGAGCUGCAUACUAUCAGCUUGCAUGAGCCAAAAUUUCAGGAACUGAAACUACAGGUCUACCGUAAUGUCUUUGACUGUUUGAUCAAAGAGUUCAAAACCUACCAACCUCUUCUUUCUGCCAUCAAAAAGGAAUACGAAAAAACUUUAGCAUAUCAGCAGGAUCAAAUCCGAGAACUGGAACCACUGCAAUCCCAUCUGAGGCUGGUGACAGAGGAAUGUGACAGGAAGAUUCAAGCUCGCUGGGCAGAGGAGCAGGCUCAGAUUGGAGCUUUGAAAAGAGAGAAGCAGCAACUGCAGAGGGACAUUGAGGCCAUGACGGAGAAAGAAAAGGCCAUGCAGGCAGUGGUGGAACGUCUGCAGUCUGAACUCUCCAACCAGUAUCUGCAGUACCGGGAGGAACACGAUGCCCGCAAGUUGCUGAUCUGGCAACUCAGUGACCUAACAAGAGGCUCCUUGAAGGAGGAGCAUCCUGCAGAUGGAAAUACAGAGGCUAAGGACCCUGUGGAGCUGCAGCUCGCUCUGAGGGUGUGUCGGGAAGACCUGACUAAAGCACAGGAGGAGCUCAACAGGAUGAAAGCAGAGUACUGGGACGUCGUGCCGCAACGCAAUUGGGACACCCUGGAACAAACACACAAACAGACCCUCCUGCAGUUAAAGACACUGCAGGGUGACUUUGAUCAGCUGAAGAGUGAGUAUGACACCCUGCUGGAGCUCCACAAAAAAGGCAGCAUGCAGAUCAAGACACAUGAGCUCAUCACUGUGCAGAUGGAUGAGAGUGUGUCCCAAGGCCAAAGCCAGAUUCAGUCCAACAAACUAAAAGAGCUGAUCGACUCUGAUCUCCCUGAGAGCAGCACACUGACUGUCCAGGAGUUUAGGGCUGCCCCGAGGACAGCAUUCCCUCUGAAGUCAGAUCAGGAAAUAGAUGAAGUUGUGACCUUGGCUCAAAGUGAACCAGACAGCAGCAAUGAUGCCAUCUCCUCUCAGAGACUCCACAGCCUGCUUGCAGAAUCCGGUGUGGCGGCCUUCCUUCCAGCUCUUGAUGAAUCAGAAGAAAAUGCUGCAUCCAUUCACUUUCCGGCCAGCGACUGAUUAACACUGCAGUAUUGUUACAUAUUGUUAAUUGAGAAGUUUGGUCAACUGGCCCACUAAGAAAAAAAUGUCAUAUGGAACCUUAAGUCUUGAAUUGCAGAUUUUUGAUUGUCCCUACAACACAUUUUUAACAUUUGUCCUGACAUUUAAACAACUGCAAAUAUAUAUACAGUUGUAUUGUAAUAUGAUUGUCUGCCAUCAAUGACUCAAACUUAAACAAUGCCAUUUACCUCCUGUGUAAUGGAAGUCACAGCAGAGCUCAGCAUCUGGAUAUGGAGUCAAUUGGAGAAAUGUUUUGUGAUUUGGGUGACCUGACCAUAUGAUGUUAUUAUAACUACCGUGUGUGCCUUGUGGAAUAGGUUAAUAUCAUCCUGCCAAAUGCAAAUUAUCAAAAUAUAAAUAAAUCACUAUAAACUUUA